UUCCGGAAGUCCGUCACCGCGGGCGACGGAAGCGGCGGCCGGCGGAGCGAGCGAUGGCGGCGGAGGGCGAUGUGGAGCUGGAGCUGGAGGCGGAGCCCAACGGGUCGGCGAGCGGCGGCGAUGGGGGCCGCCCGGCCGAGAAGCCGCGGAAGCACGACAGCGGCGCGGCCGACCUGGAGCGCGUCACCGACUACGCGGAGGAGAAGGAGAUUCAGAGCUCCAACCUGGAGACGGCUAUGUCUGUGAUCGGAGACCGAAGAUCCAGGGAGCAGAAAGCAAAACAGGAGCGAGAGAAGGAAUUGGCCAAAGUUACCAUCAAGAAAGAAGACUUGGAGCUAAUUAUGAAUGAGAUGGAGAUAUCCAGGGCAGCAGCAGAGCGCAGCUUACGAGAGCACUUGGGAAACGUAGUGGAGGCACUGAUCACGCUCACCAAUUGAGAGCUGACUGACAAAGUGAGGAAAUGAAAGAACUUUGCCUUUUCUCAGCAUGUGGUACUCAUUGCUUUGAAGCUACUGGAAUAAUGUGGUUCAUACAGGAUUGAACAGGAUCCACUGUGUGACCUUUCCCUUCUCAGGGCGGGAGUGGUGAUAGAAAGAGACCUGUUAUCUCUUUCACAUUAAUGGAACCUCCUUAUUAAUGUCCAAAAUAACUUUUUGUUGGCUUAAUAAAACAUACUAUAAAACAAAA
Molecule: messenger RNA, 687 nt
Organism: Sphaerodactylus townsendi
Lineage: Eukaryota; Metazoa; Chordata; Lepidosauria; Squamata; Sphaerodactylidae
Gene: HYPK
Product: huntingtin interacting protein K
Exons: 4
Coding region: 54-437 (127 amino acids)
Biological process (GO): negative regulation of apoptotic process; protein stabilization
Source: RefSeq, a predicted model, not a curated record